Actinia tenebrosa (Australian red waratah sea anemone) is the source of this 8261-nucleotide messenger RNA. RefSeq lists its product as uncharacterized. The record is from RefSeq and is a predicted model, not a curated record. NCBI's taxonomy places the organism in Eukaryota, Metazoa, Cnidaria, Anthozoa, Actiniaria, Actiniidae.
CAUCCACUUUUUACGACCCCAAGAAUACAGCACCUAGUCAAUCACGUCUCAGGAACUGGGAAUACUCUAGAGCUAACUACGGUUGGCGACCAAGGACUUUCAAUACUCGUCAGUGGCUUCAGGUUGACCUUGGGAAAAUGGCCAAGGUCACUGGCGUUGCUACGCARGAUAUUCGUGGACAUAACUACUGGGUGACUCGAUACAGAUUGUCGUAUUCGUCUGAUGGAAGGAGGUUCCGGUCCUUUAAGGCUUAUGGACGAGAUAAGAUAUUCAGCGGAAACUAUGACAAUUACCAUGUUGUAGCACACAAAAUAAAUCCACCAAUCAGAGCACGAUACGUCCGUAUUCACCCAGUCAGUUGGUACCGUGGUAUUGGACUUCGUUGGGAGCUUUAUGGUUGUAGGAAAGGAGGAGAACACUUCUGCAAUGCCGCAGUCGGYAUCCAGAAAGGCUCUCUCAAAAACAGUGCCUUCUCUGCCUCGUCUUUCCGACCACGUGGACAACCUUUCCUUGCCAGGCUACACAGGCACUCCAGGGGAUACCUUGGUAGCUGGGUGGCUGCRGGCAACGGCAAUAACCAGUGGGUCACAGUCGAUCUUGGUAGAAUAAAAACUAUCAUCGGCAUCAAUACACAGGGACAGUUUGAUAAAAACUACUAUGUUAGUCAGUUUUAUGUGUAUUAUAGUCAGGAUAAUAUCCACUUUGCUGUACAGAGGCACUGGUAUGGUCCAUAUCAGAUGAUCCAAGGAAAUCGUGACAACAGAGGCGUCCGCACCAACGCUUUCUAUCCACCAAUCAUUGCUCGUUACAUUCGCAUUCGACCAAUGGGAAGACGAGGAAUGAACGCUAUGAGAUUUGAACUUUAUGGAUGCAACUCAAAUUGUGAUGCUCCCCUUGGAUCAGAAGACGGCCGCAUCGCUAACCAAGAGAUAACAGCAUCUUCCUACAGUAGCACCUCAUAUGGACCUUGGAAGGCAAGACUUCGUCAAAACAGUGGCUCAUGGUGCUCCAAAUACAGAAACCAAAAGCAAUGGCUGCAAUUUGAUUUUGGUGCUGUAACUGUUGUCAAACGAAUUGCCACUCAGGGAUAUCAUACUACUGCACAGUACUUUGUCAAGAGUUAUUCUGUAUCCUAUGGCAACAACGGAUUUUCAUUCAAAUACUACCAGGAAGGAGGARGAACAAAGGUCUUCAAAGCCAACUGGGAUAGUUAUGUGCCAGUGAACAAUCACUUCCAUCGGCCAAUCAGAGCAARGUAUUUCCGUAUUCACCCCAGAAGCUGGAACAGAUACAUCUGUAUGAGAGUGGAGUUCUAUGGAUGUGUCAUUGGCAAACGCUGUGAUCAGCCACUCGGUAUGCAAAACGGUAAACUGCGGCGACACCAGUUGAUGGCCUCAUCAGAAUGGGACGCCAACCAUGGAGUAGUCAAUGGAAGAUUGAACUCCAAACGACGAGGUCACAGAGUUGGUGCCUGGUGUGCUAAGUACAAUAGCUAUAAUCAAUGGUUAAUGGCAGACUUUGGUCGACCCACAAGGGUCACCAUUAUUGCGACACAAGGUCGUCAGGACAUGAACCAGUGGGUGACUAUGUAUUACAUUACAUACAGCCAGGACAAGUCUCUGUUUGUGGAGUAUAAGGUCAAUUCAAAACGAAAGUAUUUCAAAGCUAAUCGGGACAGGAACACAGUUGUUCAGUACCGCCUGUUUCCUCGUAUCAAAGCAAGAUACAUCCGUGUUCAUCCGUAUCGUUGGCGCACUCAUAUCUCGAUGAGGGUUGAGUUUUACGGCUGCGCAGAAGAUCGUUGCUCCAUGCCCCUAGGUGUCGAGGACGGUCGUAUCAGAGACAGUGACAUCACCUCAAGAAUCCACACCCGAUAUGGUAGCUACGACCCAUGGAAAGGUCGACUCAACAGUGCAACCUCGUGGUAUCCAAGAUCUCGCGUGAGAUCCUAUUUGCAGAUCAACUUCCAGACCUUUGCACGUGUUCGAGGGGUUGCUACCCAGGGCCGAGGCAAUGCUAAUCAGUAUGUGAGGACCUACAGUAUUUCUACUAGCAAAGAUGGCAUGCGCUUUGCUAUGUACAGAGAAAACCGCCGAUUGAAGGUGUUCGAUGGUAACUCCAACAUGCACUCCAUCGUCUACCACCAAUUCAGACGCCUGAUCACCAGCCUUGCAAUACGGUUUAUCCCUCGCACAUGGUAUGGUUACCCAACCAUGAGAGUUGAAGUCUAUGGAUGUCUAGGUGCGGUGUGCAAUGCAGAACUUGGUAUGCGAUCUGGAGUCAUCAACAGCAAGCAGAUUACGGCUUCCUCACAACUCAACAACCAACAUGCUGCACGAUUUGCACGACUCUAUCAGAAGAAACGCGGUAAAUUCAAUGUUGGUGCUUGGGUGGCUAGGCACAACAACCAUCAACAGUGGCUUAAGGUUGACUUCCGUCGUAUAACUAAAGUCACAGCCGUGUUAUCUCAAGGAAGACAAGACAGUAGACAAUUUGUCCGUUACUACAAACUUGCAUACAGUCAAGAUGGCUAUCACUGGACUAAUUAUAAACUUCGAAACACUGUUAAGAACUUCAAAGCGAACGUAGACCAAAACAGCGUAGUCAUCAAUGGACUUUCUCCGCCAAUCGUGGCACGGUUCAUUCGCAUCAACCCUUCAAGCUGGUACAGUCGUAUCGCUAUGAGAGUAGAAUUCUACGGCUGUAAAACAGAUCCGUGUGACAGAUCUCUUGGUAUGGAAGACGAUCGAGUCUAUAACUCUCAAAUAACAGCAUCCUCCACCAUCAAUAAAUAUUACGCCCCAUCUAAAGCAAGACUCAAUCUUCGAGGUUACGGAGGGUGGACCGCUGCCAAGAGGGACCGCAAGCAGUGGCUACAGGUAGACCUGGGUAUUGCAUCUCGCGUCAAGAGAAUUGCUACUCAAGGUCGUUACAAUGCUAACUACUGGACAACUAGUUUUACUGUGUCUUACAGCAACAAUGGUGUAAGAUUCUACCCGUAUAUGGAAAAUAGACGAUUAAGGAUAUUCCGUGGUAACUGGGAAGACAGAAUGAUGGUUGUCUAUAAUCGAUUAUUCCGUCCAAUCAAAGCCCGAUACAUUCGUAUCCAUCCCCAAACCUGGAAGGGUACUUAUAUUGCGUUGAGAGUCGAGCUGUUUGGAUGCCGACUUGGCAACCGCUGCCGCAAGACGAUGGGCAUGCAGUCAGGACAGAUCCGCAACCACCAAAUAACAGCUUCCUCUCAAUGGGGCAAAAACCAUGGCCCUGAGCUUGCUCGACUUCACAGCAUCAAGCGAGGUGCCCGUAUUGGAGCUUGGUCUGCUAAAUACAACAAUAGAUACCAGUGGCUUCAGGUUGACUUGGGUCACCCUUCUAGAAUCAGCAGAAUAUUCACUCAGGGAAGACAAGAUUAUGGUCAGUGGGUGACAAGAUUCAAAGUGCAAUACAGUCAGGAUGGCAUUCGCUUCGUUCAUCAAAUGGCUGCAAGUAAUAUCAAGUAUUUCAAUGGUAACAGGGACAUGAAUACUGUUGUGGUACACCACAUGGAUCCACCAAUCAGAGGACAGUUUAUUAGAAUCAUCCCCUACUCCUGGUAUAGACACAUCUCUAUGAGAGUAGAGUUCUAUGGCUGCCGCAUCAAUCGAUGUAGAGUACCAAUGGGAUUGGAAGACGGCAGAGUCCUUUCUGGUCAGCUCUCUGCUUCAACAGAAUACAACUUCAAGCACGGACCUGAUCGAGGUCGUCUCAAUCAGCGCAGUGGAAGUGGUCGAAUAGGGGCCUGGGCCGCCAAGACAAAAAACAACAAACAAUGGUUCCAGAUUGAUUUUGGUAGAACCACUACUCUGACUGGUAUUGCAACCCAAGGACGAUACGAUGCGCAUCAAUGGGUCACGAGUUAUGUUGUGAGAUACAGUAAUGAUGGGCACCGGUUUAGAGACUAUAAACAGUAUGGUAGAACAAGGAUUUUCAGGGGCAACUUCGAUCGCAAUACCAUCGUUGCUUAUCAGUUUGUUCCAGCUAUUCGUGCUCGCUACCUGCGAGUCAACCCCAGAACAUGGCGAUCCUGGAUUUCAAUGAGGGUCGAAGUUUUUGGCUGUCCAACACGUCUCGCCUGUCGAAAACCUGUUGGAUUCCAGAAUGGCAAACUGAAGAACACGAUGAUUACUGCGUCCUCUACGCACAACUAUCAAUAUGCACCAUACCUUGGUAGACUGCACCAUGGUAGACGCGGUAGACUGUAUGGUGUGUGGUAUCCAAGGUAUCACAACCACAAUCAGUGGAUCCAGGUCAGGUUUGUACGCGCAAUGAAGAUAACUGGCAUUGCCACCCAAGGACGAGAGGAUACUAAUCAAUGGGUGAAAACAUACCGAGUAUCUUAUAGCCAGGACUGUGCAAGGUUCUCUUACUAUAUGAACUGGAUGGGCACUGGACCUAAGUCAUUCUCUGCAAAUAAAGACAGAAAUAGUGUCAUCACCAACUCUUUUAUGCCUUACAUUCUGGCUCGCUGUGUCCGUGUCCAUCCUUAUGGAUGGCAUUCGCGUAUAGCUCUAAGAAUGGAACUGUAUGGAUGCCCAGUUGACAAAUGUCAACUUCCUCUUGGACUCGAAAACAAGGAAGUACCAAACCCACGCAUGCGCGCAUCAUCGUACAGAUACUCAUCAUGCAGUCCAUAUAACGGUCGUUUGAAUCAACCAUACGCAUGGUGCUCCAAGUAUAGAAAACAAGGAGAAUGGUUGGCAAUAGACUUUGGUGCGAUGACCAAAAUGACUGGUAUCGCAACUCAAGGUCGUAGGAACGCUAAUGAAUGGGUGAAGUCUUACUAUCUGUCAUAUAGUAAGAAAGGAGUUCACUGGACUCCAUACAGAGAAAGACGGAAAACAAAGAUAUUCCGUGGUAACUACGACCGUUACGUAAUUGUAAGACACCAUUUUGCUCGUGCGAUAUCUGCUCGUCUGCUUCGUGUUCACCCGUUAACCUGGUACUCAUGGGUAUCAAUGAGGGUUGAAGUCUAUGGCUGCGUCAUUGGUCCUCGUUGCAAUAGACCAUUAGGCAUGAGCAAUGGAAGGAUCCGAGGGUCUGCUAUCAUGGCGUCAUCCAUGUUUGAUACAAACCACGCACCGACAUUGGCUCGACUUAAUCUGAGGCGCAGUGGAAGAAAAAUGGGAGCAUGGAGUGCAAAGAUCAAUAACCAUAACCAAUGGCUGAGAAUCGAUCUUGGAGGACCAAGGAAAAUCACUAAGGUUGCAACCCAAGGUCGCCAAGAUGCUGAUCAGUGGGUUACAAGCUACUAUCUGCAGUACAGUGUUGAUGGAGUCAACUUUGCUUACUACAAACAGAACGCUCACGUCAGGACAUUCCAAGCCAACAGGAACAGAAAUGGCAUCGUCACUUAUCGACUCUUCCCACCAAUCAAGGCUCGUUUUGUUCAGUUUAUACCACGUGGAUGGCGAAGUCAUAUCUCUAUGAGGGUUGAGCUUUUUGGAUGCCGAGCACAUUCUUGUGAUAUGCCUCUUGGUGUUGAAGACAAGCGCCUUCGUGACGGUGCCAUGACAGCAUCCACUUUCUACACCGGUUCCCUGGCACCAAAAUACGGAAGACUCUAUCACAUUUACUCUUGGUCAGCCAGAACGAAAAACAGAAACCAAUGGCUGCAGAUAUAUUUCAUUAUCAAAACUCGCGUCACUGGCGUUGCUACACAAGGAAGACAUAAUGCUAACCAAUGGGUUAAGAAGUAUACUUUGGACUACAGCAUUGAUGGACGUCGCUUCCAGACAUAUAAAGCAAGAGGUGCUAAUAAGGUUUUCAACGGAAACAGUGAUCGUCACAGUGUCGUAUUUAACGAGCUGACCAGACCAGUGACUGCUAUGUAUGUACGCUUCAGACCAUACACUUGGUAUGGAUGGAUCUCAAUGAGAGUAGAACUCUAUGGCUGCCCACUGGCCGGAGUUUGUAACUCUCCGCUUGGAAUGCAAAGCAGACGAAUCCGUAACAACAAGAUUACUGCUUCUUCGGAGUAUAACAAGAAACAUAGAGCAAUAAGUGGACGACUUGGAUCAAAUUCUUGCUGGAUCGCUAGAAUACGCAACAGCUACCAGUGGUUCAUGGUUGACUUCGGUCGACCAAUGGAUGUUACCCAAAUAGCAACCCAAGGCAGGGUACAUCAUAACCAAUGGGUGAAGACUUACUGGUUGUGGUACAGUCAGGAUAGAAUCCACUGGGAGAAGUAUAGAUCAAGAAAUUCUAUCAAGACCUUCCAAGCCAACAAAGAUAGAUAUAGUAUUGCACUAGUACCGCUUAACCCGCGCAUCAAGGCUCGCUAUCUUCGAAUCAACCCAAGGAGUUACUAUUCGUGGAUAUCUAUGAAGGCUGAGUUUUACGGCUGUAGGGCUGAUCCUUGUGACAUGCCUCUUGGUGUUGUUGAUGGUCGUGUAAGCAAAGGAUCCAUGACCGCUUCAUCCAUGUAUUCAACAAGCUACGCACCAUGGUUUGCACGCCUUCAGUCACCACGAUACUGGCUAUCAAGGCACAACAACAGAAACCAAUGGCUUCAGAUUGACUUAAGAACAUUGAGCAGACUUUCAAGGGUUGAAACGCAAGGUCGUCCUAAUGCUUAUCAAUGGGUAACAAGUUAUUCGCUGUCAUACAGUACGAACAGAGUGCGAUUCUUUGCUUACACCGAGUACAAACGAACCAAGGUGUUCUUGGGCAACUUUGAUAGAUUCUCAGUCGUGACCCACCGAUUCCUGCGUCGAUUCAAAGCCCGAUUUGUACGAAUUCAUCCACGAACCUGGAAAUCCCAUAUCGCUAUGAGGGUCGAGUUGUACGGCUGUAGACUUGGUCACCUUUGCAACAAACCGCUUGGAAUCCAGAGUGGACGACUAAAGAACCGUGCCAUCUCAGCCUCUUCAAGCUGGAAUGCCCAUCACGGGCCAUUCCUCGCAAGACUACACAGACAACGAAGAGGUAGCUACGCGGGAAGCUGGUCAGCCAAGUAUAAUAACUACUAUCAAUGGUUAAUGAUUGACUUUGGUCGGGCUACUAAGAUCAUUAGGGUUGCCACUCAAGGACGACAAGAUUCCAGCCAAUGGGUUAAGACCUAUUGGUUGUCAUUCAGCCAGGAUGGAGUCAACUUUGUCUAUUACAAAGAGGGUUCGGGAAAUAAGGCGUUCCGAGGUAACCGAGACAGAAACACCGUGGUAUCCAAUAACCUUUCACCGCCAAUCAGAGCUUACUCGGUUCGAAUCCACCCACGAAGCUGGUAUAGCCGUAUAUCAAUGAGAGUUGAAUUAUAUGGCUGCUUCAUAAAUAAGUGCUUGCUACCGGUUGGAAUACAAGAUAAACGCAUACCAGAUGGAGCAUUCACAAGUUCUUCAAUGUACAAUUACAAACAUGGACCAGAACGAGCUCGUCUUCACCAGCCAAACGACGGUAGAGGUAUUGGAGCCUGGGCUGCCAAGUAUAACAACAAAAAGCAAUGGCUGCAAAUCGAUCUGGGUGCUGUAUCGACACUUACUGGUAUUGCUACCCAAGGAAGACAUGGGUCCAAUCAGUGGGUUACUUCAUAUUAUGUAACGUACAGUCGCAACUGUCAAACGUUUGCAAAAUACAGAGAGAAUGGAAGAACAAGGGUGUUCCGUGGAAACUUUGACAUGUACACAACUGUGGCGUAUCGCUUCUUUAAACCUCUGAAAGCCCGAUGCAUGCGAUUCCAUCCACUCACAUGGAGAAGCCAUAUUUCGAUGAGGGUUGAAGUCUAUGGCUGCGUACCAGCACGUCCAUGCAGUAGUCCACUUGGAGUGGCAAAUGGUCGCUUGUCUAAUCGUGCUAUUACUGCAUCUUCUUCCCUUAAUGCUGCCCAUUCACCAUACCUGGCUCGUCUGCGACGAACCAAGACCAAGCGAUACUCCAGCUCUUGGGUCUCCAGACGCAACUCUCACAGUGAAUUCAUUCAGUUCGAUUUCGGACGAGUAAUGAGAUUCACUGGUAUGGCAACCCAAGGAAAUGAAGACGCCAACUGGUGGGUUCGAUACUUCUACCUCAAGCACAGCUUGGAUAAUGAGCUGUUUGAGUUCUAUAGCUCAGGAUCAUCCAUCAAGCAAUUUGCUGCAAACAACGAUCGCUCAAGUAUAGCCACCAUCUCCUUCAGGCAACCGUUCGUCGCACGAGUCAUUCGAAUAUAUCCAAGAUCAUGGCACGGACGCAUCGCUAUGAGGGUCGAGUUCUAUGGCUGUAUUGCGAGAGAUCUUCCGUGGAAACCAUGA